GUGGGGAUUUCUAUCAAAACAUUUCCAACAAUCGCGUUGUGACAACUCUGAAUCUUUGUCACGCAUUAUCCACCUACCUUUUAGCCUCUACCAUAAAUACAAAGACAAUUCCAUCCCGGAACUAGCGCUUUCUUCAUUGCAACUUUUCUUUUCCAACAACGUCGCUGUUCAACUUCCCCAAAUCACAAUAUAACUCACCCAUCCAUCAUUACCAACCCGAUACUUUUCUUUCCAGCCUCUAAGCGAAAGAUUUCUGCCUUGGAUCAAGUGACUACUCUACCUUUGCGCGAAAGCCUGCACUGCAACAUGUCGACAGUCUCUCAAACAACCACAUGCCUCCUUGAGGCCAAAAAACUUCCCUACGUCACACUCGAUACUGGACUUAGCGACGAAGUAAUCAAGUACCAGCCUUUCGACGGCAUGCCAAAUUUGGAAGAUGUUCAGAUGUACAACAAGGGCGGAUAUCACCCUGUUCACAUUGGCGAUAUCCUUGAUGGCCGUUUCGAAGUUGUCCACAAGCUCGGCAGUGGAAGUUUUGGAAUCGUUUGGCUCUGCCGCGACAUUAACCUAAAAAGAUGGAGGGCGGUCAAGAUAAAGACUGCCGAUCAGUCAUCUAAUGGUACCGAAGAAAAGAUAUUCGACUACCUACGAGAGCAAUACGCCCCGGAAGAACUUGAGGAAAAGCACAUAUCAAUCCCUUUAGAACAAUUUUGGCUCAAGGGCCCUAACGGUCACCAUUCUUGCUUCGUGAUGCCAGUUCUUGGCUGGAGCAUUUCGAACUGGCGCCUGUCGCAAAAAGAUUACGAAAGCCAGACUAAUGUAAAUGCGAGAAAUGUAUGUCGCCAAAUCACAGAGUCUAUGCAUUUCCUCCAUCGUAACGGUAUUUGUCACGGCGACUUCAAACCAGGCAAUAUCCUUAUGAAAAUCGAAGGUAUCGAUGACCUCGAUGUUGAUCAACUUCUAGAAAUCAUGGGAGAGCCAGAAUGUGCAUAUGUCGAGACAAUCUCAGGUCAACCUUUAACGCCAAGUGCUCCUGAGUAUUGCGUGAUACCUCCGGAUGAGUUCUGGUGCGAGAAAUUAACAACAAACUCCAUCGCAAUCGUCGAUUUUGGCGAAUCGUUCUUUGUCCAGGAUCCCCCUAGGUCAACAGGAAUUCCAAACCUCUAUGCAGCACCAGAAGUCAUGUUUCAAGGUACUGGGAUCCUAGGAUUUCAUAGCGAUCUAUGGGCGUUAGCAUGUACCCUCUACGAAGUUCGGACAGGUUCACCGUUAUUCAAAGAUUUUUACGGUUCUGAUCUUAGCAACACUGUUCGGCAAAUCGAAUCAUACUUGGGGCCAUUACCUCAGAAAUACCGAACGACGUACGUGGAAAUGCUUCGUGGUAUUCCAGGAGCAUCAGGGCUGGGCAUUAGUAACCCUACAUCUCAAUCAGAUAAUCCAACCACCCCGUCUAAAAGGGGAUCACGACCGGGUACACCAGAUUCGAAUAAAUCCACCAAGUCAAAUACAGAUACAUUUGAAGCGACACUAGGACGAGAGAGGAAAAGAUACAAAAGAAUAAUCCCAGGCCAACAACCAGAACCCAUCAAGUAUCGAUAUCCUAAAGAAGAUGUGUUAGGUCUAGCCGAUCUUCUGAGAAAGCUGAUAAAAUAUGAUCCUGCUGAACGUAUCAACACUGAAGCAGUCAUGUCACAUCCUUGGAUCAGUGGGAAUGGAAUGGGCACUACCAGAAAGUGUACAAGAAACGGUAACAUAUCGGCCCGCAAAAUUAUGAUGGUAUCAUCAGCCGUCGUCGUCAGUUUUGUUGGCGUGUUAGUUCUUGUUCGGAGACUUAGGGAUUAGAUUUGGUAGGAACUUGAAUUAGGUCGUAGGCUUAGCCCUACAUUGUCGACAUAUUUACGAAUUCAUUAAGAUGGUUCAUUCUACUUACCUGUAGGUACCUAGGUAAGGACCUAACUAGCCCCAUCCUAAUAAGGAGUGAGGUAUAUUAUAUGUUAGGUACCUUACAAUAAAGAUACUUAUCAAUUGCUUUAUAUCCAUAUUGCCGUGGAACUUCUAUAGAGUUGUCAUAGGUAAUUUCACUGUUUAUUUAAAUACCAAGGACAAAUAUCGUUAUUUUUCUUAGUCAGGAGGUAGUUAGGGGUGGCCGUUGGAAGGUAGUCUAGGC
Daldinia loculata is the source of this 2167-nucleotide messenger RNA. Its product is annotated as kinase-like protein. The transcript has a single exon. Gene Ontology annotation, molecular function: protein kinase activity; ATP binding. NCBI's taxonomy places the organism in Eukaryota, Fungi, Ascomycota, Sordariomycetes, Xylariales, Hypoxylaceae. Gene Ontology annotation, biological process: spliceosomal complex assembly; protein phosphorylation; regulation of mRNA processing. Bases 307 to 1842 code for a protein of 511 amino acids. The record is from RefSeq and is a predicted model, not a curated record.